Aspergillus ochraceoroseus IBT 24754 is the source of this 1486-nucleotide messenger RNA. RefSeq names its product aminoalcoholphosphotransferase. Gene Ontology annotation, molecular function: phosphotransferase activity, for other substituted phosphate groups. Gene Ontology annotation, biological process: phospholipid biosynthetic process. Gene Ontology annotation, cellular component: membrane. The transcript is spliced from 7 exons. Lineage: Eukaryota; Fungi; Ascomycota; Eurotiomycetes; Eurotiales; Aspergillaceae. The record is from RefSeq and is a predicted model, not a curated record. Bases 170 to 1408 code for a protein of 412 amino acids.
UCUUCUUUUUGCCAUUCUUUCCUGGCGCACCUCAACGAAUCUGUCCUCAAGGUCCGAUUCACCGCCGGCUGAGUGCUCUCCUCUCUUUUUUAUACAAGUGGAAACUAUAGGGAUUUUACUCUUGAAGUCUGCAGGAUAGCAAGGACAUCCUUGCUCAGAUAUAGGCGCGAUGGUGUACAUUCGACAACAUCAGUUGUCCAAUCUAAAGGACUACCGCUAUGCGGGAGUUGAUCUGUCCCUGACAAGCCGAUAUGUUCUCAAGCCGUUCUAUAAUAAAUUCGUCAUCAAGUUUUUUCCGAUGAGCAUGGCUCCUAAUGCUAUCACUCUGACAGGACUGGUCUUUGUUUUGAUCAACUUCUUGACCGUCCUAUGGUAUAACCCGACACUGGAUCAGGACUGCCCUGCUUGGGUUUAUGCCAGUUGUGCUGUGGGGUUGUUCUUAUACCAGACGUUCGAUGGAGUAGAUGGCAUUCAAGCGCGGAGAACUAAACAGAGUGGCCCCCUAGGCGAGCUCUUCGAUCACAGCGUUGACGCGUGUAACACAGCAUUGGGAGUCUUGGUCUUCUCCGCAAUUAUGAAUCUUGGCCAGUCUUGGGCUACUGUGCUAACUCUUUUCGGAUCUACCAUGACUUUCUAUGUCCAAACUUGGGAUAUGUACUACACUCAAGUUUUGACACUGGGAAUUAUCUCCGGUCCUGUUGAAGGAGUGCUGACGCUGUGUGUUGUGUUUGGAUUCACUGCUUAUAUAGGAGGCGGGAGCUUCUGGCAUCGUCCCAUGCUUGAGACUUUCGGUAUCCCAAAGCUUGAAUUCAUCCCCCAGCAAGUCUAUGACAUGCCUUUUACCCAGUGGUAUCUCAUUUAUGGCGCAUUCGUCCUGUUUUUUGCAACGGGUUCAAGUAUUGCGCAUGUCAUGAAGGUUCGAAAGGACCGUGGCAAGGAUCCAAUCCAGCCCCUUUGCGGGCUCCUCCCACUUGUUUGCACCUGGAUUUUUGUGCCGGCUUACCUAUACCUCAACCCGAUCAUUCUUGAGAACUAUCUCGUUCCAUUCACCCUAUACAUCGGCCUAGUUAAUGCCUACGCUGUUGGGAGAAUGAUUUGCGCGCACCUGGUCCAUGCUGAAUUUCCCUACUCCAACGUCCUUCUUGUCCCUACUGCGUUUGCCGUGGUUGAUAGCGCUGGCGCACUUUUUGGACUUUGGCCGAACCCAGUGAUCAACACCAUUGGACAUCCUGCGUUCGUGUUCUUAUGCCUGGGCUUGGCACUCGGUGUCUAUGGAAGUUUCGUGCACGACAUUAUUACGACUAUAUGCGAUUACAUUGAUAUCUGGUGCUUAACGAUUAAGCACCCUUACGUUCCGGAGAAGGUUGUCAAUGGACACGCGAACAACGGGACCAAGAAAACGAUCUAAUGACCUCAGUGAAUGUCAUGUUUUUUUUGUUUUUUUUUGUACUCGCAUUUCAACUGUGCGAAAAACCAUCUAAUUUCU